Molecule: messenger RNA, 654 nt
Organism: Iphiclides podalirius (scarce swallowtail)
Lineage: Eukaryota; Metazoa; Arthropoda; Insecta; Lepidoptera; Papilionidae
Source: the annotation of a GenBank genome assembly
AUGGCAAAAAAGUCUGAUCCAGAUAAAUUCGUGAUAUCCAAAGACGCUUUGUUACCGGGUGUACUUUUCGCGUUGUUGAUACGAUGGUGCGUUGCGGCGUAUCCAUAUUCCGGUUACAAGACUCCGCCGAUGUACGGAGACUUCGAGGCGCAGCGGCACUGGCAAGAAAUAACACUCCACACGCCGGUCGCGAACUGGUACCGCAACACUACUCAAAACGACCUGGAAUACUGGGGGCUGGACUAUCCGCCCCUGACGGCAUACCACACUCUACUGAUCGCCGUAGUUGGGGACUGGUUGGAUCCGGAAUCCGUGCGGCUCUUCGCAUCCAGAGGCUACGAGAACGAGAAUCAUAAAAAUUUCAUGCGCUGGACUGUGUUCCUUGUUCACGAGAAGACCAUUUUACUGGUGGCUAUACCCGUUGCACUACAUUUACCCGACGAUCCAUACAUGUGCUUCUGGUUUUUGCUGGAAGUGACAGAUGAGAGCGACGGCUGCGGGGCCAAGUUCUCGGCGCUCAUUGUCUCCGACAAGUUUCAGGGGAAGCCCCUAUUAGCGCGGCAUAGACUAGUAAACGCAGUGCUUCAAGAGGAGCUAAAGACGAUACACGCGUUCACGCAAAAGACCCUAACAGUUGAACAGUGGAAGCAACAG